Moesziomyces antarcticus is the source of this 252-nucleotide messenger RNA. RefSeq lists its product as uncharacterized. The coding region runs from base 1 to 252 and encodes 83 amino acids. The transcript is spliced from 2 exons. Lineage: Eukaryota; Fungi; Basidiomycota; Ustilaginomycetes; Ustilaginales; Ustilaginaceae. The record is from RefSeq and is a predicted model, not a curated record.
AUGAUGGAGUCGCAUCGGCGAUACACCGAAUCCCUGGCCAAAAAGGUGAUGGCGGCGCAAACCAACACGGACUUGGAUGUAGCGAUUGUGCACACCCUCACCUUCAACACCACCAUCUCAGCGCUUUCCUACCACCAUCCCCGCGGCGUUUCGACGAAACAGUGGCCCCAUCCAUCCUUUACGCCUGCACUCGCGUCAUCGGCCGCGGAAGCCACCGACACUUCCAUCGCUCGUCUCGCGUCGGAUCAAUAG